AACGCCGCCGCGAUCAAGGCUCCCCCUGUCUUUCUCUCUUGCCACCACUGUUUGUCAUUUUCUCAUUAUUAGCUUGUCUCCGUUGUUCGGUUUGAUCUGAAGCAUCAACAGUUUGUGGAAUAUUGUAGCAACAGCCAAAAUACCGCUGACAAAAGGGUGAAAAACAUGAGUGUCGAGGCGUACGGGCCGAGCUCGCAGACUCUAACGUUCCUGGACACCGAGGAAGCCGAGCUGCUGGGAGCGGACACUCAGGGCUCGGAGUACGACUUCACCGAUUUUACCCUGCCGAGCCAGACCCAGACUCAAGGCCAAACCCAGAGUCAGCUAGACGGCCAGGUCAAUGGCCCUGAUGGUGUGUUACAGAAUGGAGACGACCCUGUUGUGAAGGCCAGCCAAUUACUGGCAGAGUUGAACUUUGAGGAGGAUGAGGAGGACACUUACUAUACCAAGGACCUUCCUGUGCAUGCUUGCAGUUAUUGUGGGAUUCACGAUCCAGCCUGUGUGGUGUACUGCAACACCAGCAAGAAGUGGUUUUGCAACGGCCGUGGAAACACUUCUGGCAGCCACAUUGUUAACCACCUGGUGAGGGCAAAGUCCAAGGAGGUGACCCUGCAUAAAGAUGGCCCCCUGGGGGAAACGGUUUUGGAGUGCUACAACUGUGGCUGUCGCAACGUCUUCUUGCUUGGCUUCAUUCCUGCCAAGGCUGACUCAGUUGUGGUGUUACUGUGCAGGCAGCCAUGUGCUAGCCAGAGUAGCCUGAAAGACAUCAACUGGGACAGCUCACAGUGGCAGCCUUUAAUCCAGGACCGCUGCUUUCUUUCCUGGUUGGUCAAAAUUCCCUCAGAACAAGAGCAGCUCCGGGCACGCCAGAUUACUGCCCAGCAGAUCAACAAGCUGGAGGAGCUGUGGAAGGAAAAUCCCACAGCAACCUUGGAGGACCUGGAAAAGCCUGGAGUAGAUGAGGAGCCCCAACAUGUCCUGCUUCGCUAUGAGGAUGCCUACCAGUACCAAAACAUUUUUGGUCCUCUUGUGAAGCUGGAAGCUGACUAUGAUAAGAAACUCAAAGAGUCACAGACACAAGACAACAUCACAGUAAGAUGGGACUUGGGCCUGAAUAAGAAGAGGAUUGCUUAUUUCACCCUUCCCAAGACAGACUCAGAUAUGCGGCUGAUGCAGGGAGAUGAAAUUUGCCUGAGAUACAAAGGAGACCUGGCCCCUCCUUGGAAAGGCAUUGGACAUGUCAUCAAAGUCCCUGACAAUUAUGGUGAUGAAAUAGCCAUCGAGUUAAGGAGCAGUGCCGGGGCUCCAGUGGAGAUCCCUCACAUCUUUCAGGUGGACUUUGUGUGGAAGUCCACUUCCUUUGAUAGGAUGCAGAGUGCUCUGAAGACAUUUGCUGUGGAUGAGACUUCAGUGUCUGGUUACAUCUACCACAAACUGCUGGGACAUGAGGUAGAGGAUGUGGUCAUCAAGUGCCAGCUGCCCAAACGCUUCACCGCUCAAGGCCUGCCUGACCUUAACCACUCCCAGGUGUACGCUGUGAAAACAGUGCUGCAGCGCCCCCUCAGUCUGAUCCAGGGCCCACCUGGCACAGGAAAGACGGUCACCUCUGCCACCAUUGUGUACCACCUGGCCAGACAAGGAAAUGGGCCUGUGCUCGUUUGUGCUCCCAGUAAUAUUGCAGUUGAUCAGCUCACUGAGAAGAUUCACCAAACAGGGCUCAAGGUGGUGAGACUCUGUGCCAAGAGCAGAGAGGCCAUAGACUCACCAGUGUCAUUCCUGGCUCUGCACAACCAGACCCGUAAUAUGGACAGUAUGCCAGAGCUUCAGAAACUCCAACAGCUGAAGGAUGAGACUGGAGAGCUGUCCUCCUCAGAUGAGAAGCGCUACAGAGCUCUGAGGCGCACUGCUGAGAGAGAGUUGCUUAUGAAUGCUGACGUGAUCUGCUGUACAUGCGUUGGGGCAGGAGAUCCUCGUCUGGCGAAGAUGCAGUUCAGAUCUAUCCUGAUCGAUGAGAGCACCCAGGCCACCGAGCCAGAGUGCAUGGUGCCUGUAGUCCUUGGAGCCAAGCAGUUGAUUCUUGUGGGUGAUCACUGCCAGCUGGGACCUGUGGUGAUGUGUAAGAAGGCAGCUAAAGCAGGUCUGUCCCAGUCUCUGUUCGAGCGUCUUGUAGUUUUGGGGAUCCGACCAAUCCGUCUGCAGGUCCAGUACCGCAUGCACCCAGCCCUCAGUGCCUUCCCCUCCAACAUCUUUUAUGAGGGUUCUCUGCAGAACGGAGUCACUGCCGCGGACCGUGUGAAAAAAGGCUUCGACUUCCAGUGGCCCCAACCAGACAAGCCGAUGUUCUUCUAUGUCACCCAAGGCCAAGAGGAAAUUGCUAGCUCUGGAACAUCUUAUUUGAACAGGACUGAGGCAGCCAAUGUGGAGAAAAUAACAACGAGGUUGCUGAAGGCUGGAGCAAAACCUGAUCAGAUUGGUAUCAUCACUCCCUAUGAGGGCCAGAGGUCCUAUCUGGUCCAGUACAUGCAGUUCAGUGGCUCCCUCCACACCAAACUCUACCAGGAGGUGGAAAUAGCCAGUGUUGAUGCUUUCCAAGGGAGAGAGAAAGACUUCAUCAUCCUCUCCUGCGUGAGGGCCAACGAGCACCAGGGCAUCGGCUUCCUCAAUGAUCCCAGACGUCUUAACGUGGCACUCACCAGGGCCAGAUAUGGCGUGAUCAUUGUGGGAAACCCCAAAGCCCUGUCCAAGCAGCCUCUGUGGAACCACCUGCUCAAUUACUACAAGGAGCAGAAGGUCCUGGUUGAAGGCCCGCUCAACAACCUGAGGGAGAGCCUCAUGCAAUUCAGCAAGCCCCGCAAGCUGGUGAACACCAUCAACCCUGGUGGCCGAUUCAUGAGCACAGCUAUGUAUGAUGCCAGGGAGGCCCUCAUUCCUGGAUCUGUUUAUGAUCGUAGCAGCAACGGGCGUUCGUCCAACAUGUAUUUCCAGACACAUGACCAGAUCGGUAUGAUUGGCACAGGUGCCAAUCCCAUGUCCUCCAUGAACAUCCCGAUCCCCUUCAACCUUGUGAUGCCUCCGAUUCCUCCACCAGGGUACUUGGGACAGGUGAAUGGACCUACAGCAGGUCGCGGUGGCGGUCUAAAGAGCAAAUCGGGCAGCGGAGGAGGUGGGGGAACUCGAGGUGGCCGUCAAAGAAACCGUGGAAACCACAGCGGUGGAACAGACCGCGGACAGCAUGGAGGUCAAAUGACUACAAGCCAGACUAGCCAGGACCAGGGCUCCCAGCCGUUCUCCCAGGGCCCUCUGACGCAGGGCUACAUUAACAUGAGCCAGCCAUCACAGAUGAGCCAGCCUGGGCUCUCCCAGCCUGAACUCUCCCAGGACAGUUACCUUGGAGACGAGUUCAAGUCCCAGAUUGAUGUGGCUUUGUCCCAGGAUUCCACGUACCAGGGGGAGCGGGCCUACCAUGGUGGUGUGACUGGACUGUCCCAGUACUAGACUGUUCCAGGAAAGGAGCUAGGCCUGUGUGAAGCUUAGUUCAUUGGUAUUUUAAUCUGGGUAAUAACAAAAAAGAACAAACAUGGAUACCCGUUUUCCACUGCUACAACCGAAGCACCACUGUGUGAAAGUAACAGGAGAGAGACCGUGAGAAACCAACCAAUCACAAGAGUGAGAGCAAAAAUGGGAGUAGAGCUGGACAGGACGAGAGCAAGACGGAAAGAGUGGGAGACUGGUAGAGGAGAGAAGGCACUGCUGCUCACACGCGAAGACAUAGCAAAGGAGAAAGCUGUUGUCCUCGGAGCGGCGCAGUUGGGAGAGGUGAGACCUUCAACAGGUCGAGGAGGGCGAAAAGAUCUGAGGCAUUCUGGAGGGGGGAAAGGGGCCGACUGCGUCAUCUUGUCCCUCGCGUGCCCCCGAACCCUCGGAUCUCCAGGCGGUGUGGUUGGGAUUCUUGCUCCAAUAGCUGAGAAAGAAGGAGAAGAGGUGUCUCACACAAGUCCUCCAAGCUAACAACAGGACGUCCACUGUGACUUGGAGUGAGAGAGAAAAAUAAAUGGAGACGCAGCUCUUGAAGCAGUUGACAUGGCAACUUUUUUAAACUCAAAGCUUGAAUCGAGGUUCUGCAUUUGAUCACAUUUUUAAGCAACCGGGAGAAACGUUUGGCAUCUCAACAGAACUCAGAAAUGCUUGUGGUGCUGUGCCUCAGAGGUUUAUAAGAAAUUUGAGGACUAACCAGUUAUGGGUCAUUUGCUUUGCUUUCUCAGCUUUGAGUUGGAAAGUUUUCUAAAUAAAGGCUGUUUUCAUUGAGGGUUUUCAGUGACGCAAGCUAGUGUAGUUGGCCGUCUUUCAAGGCAGGUCUUUCCCUAGGUGGUCUGCAAAGAACGAAGUGGUGGAAGAAGCUCUUAAAUGUGUAAACGUAUAAAAGAAAAACAUUUUUGUCUCCUAAUCUGAGCUCCAAAGACCUGCGGAUCGUGAGAUAAUUUUGUUUUUGUUUUUUGUUUUUGUUUUGUUGUUCUUCUUUGUGUCUUUUUAAUAGUGCAAAAGGACGAGUGAGGGCACUGUAACCAGCUUGUAACUGAAUAAAGCUGUCAUUCUUUUCUGCUGACCCCUCCCCCAAAGCUGCUAAAGCUAGCAGAUAGCAGUCGCCAAGCACAUAUAGCUGAAAGCGCCUGAUAAGCCGAAUCAAGAGGGCAGAACUUCCCAAAGAGCCUUGCCCUGAAGUCAGACGUAAAAACAUGCAGACGGUGAGACAGAGGUGUAAAUGGUACACGUGGUGGAGUACUUGACAUGAAUGCUCACUGAAAAGGAGGGUGAAAACAUGUAAGGCUCAACUGUACAACGGACAACUUGGUUUCACCACGUUGGACACAGAUGUUUUGAUGAUGCAUUUGAGAAGUCGACUGAUGACACAUUUAAAGGUUACGCAUCUUAGGUGAAGUUACCUUCAAAUUCCAAACACAUGUAACCCAAGUUUAACAUUUAUGUAGAUAAGCACCCCCCACCCCCCAUUCCUCUUGAUUUUCUUUGCUUUUUGUUAGUCUUUAACCUAUAGAAGAGUGUGAAACUGUUAAAGCAGUAGUACAAUCAUGUUGAGGACAGAGCAGUUAGUUUGGUCUAUGAUGAACUUUGUAUCUCUGUUUCAGUACUCGGUGUUGUAAGUUCUCGUUUCGCACUAGUGAAGCUUACAUCAGUAUCUUUCACCGCCUCAUGUUAUCCAUGUGAUGCUAAAAGCUUUCCUUUUUAUGUUGUUGAAUCCACGAUACGCAAGAACUUUGUCAUCUUCUGAGCGGUAAUGGCUUUGGAUUGGCCACUCUGAGCCAAAGCGUCUUUUAAUAAUUUUAACAUCCUGUUGUAGAUGCUAAGAGGGCAGAGCGUGUGGUGAACAGUGCUCAGGCUGCCAAAGAGAAAAGGCAUCCACAGGAAUGAAACCUGCGAAGCGUGAAUUAUUUCUUUUUCUUUAAUGCUACAAUAGUCAAGUUAUUAAGUAGGUGUGUCUUUAUGCUGUGUAGGACAUCAAAUUAAUAGUCUCACCCCAUUUAUGUAUCUGUAGAUUUGCUCUAAAUGAUUCUUAGACUCCACGUCUUCAACUUUGAAAACUGCUCUGCUUUACCUUUUACAUAAAAAUCACCAACAUAUAAAACAUCUCAAACUUACACAUGGUUUUUGCAUGUCUUAUGAACUGAGGCUAACUUUUGAGUUCUUUCUCUGUACUUUUGCUGUGACCUUGUUUGGCUUAUUGCUGUUUAAAUGCUGAAGUGAACAAUGUUUUUAUGUUUGCUGCACUGUUUUUUUUUUUGUUUGUUUGUUUGUUUUUGUCCCACUAACUGAUGUUGGUGCUUAAAAAGUGUACUCACAAAAAGAAAAUCUCGUGUUAAUAAUCUGGGAAAAUUAAAGUUUGCUUCUUUUUGCUCAUUCA
Messenger RNA from Pelmatolapia mariae (spotted tilapia), 5914 nucleotides. Its product is annotated as regulator of nonsense transcripts 1-like. Gene Ontology annotation, cellular component: cytoplasm. Gene Ontology annotation, molecular function: ATP binding; zinc ion binding; RNA helicase activity. The transcript has 24 exons. The record is from RefSeq and is a predicted model, not a curated record. Bases 166 to 3495 code for a protein of 1109 amino acids. NCBI's taxonomy places the organism in Eukaryota, Metazoa, Chordata, Actinopteri, Cichliformes, Cichlidae. Gene Ontology annotation, biological process: nuclear-transcribed mRNA catabolic process, nonsense-mediated decay.